Corapipo altera (White-ruffed manakin) is the source of this 2133-nucleotide messenger RNA. Its product is annotated as protein-arginine deiminase type-1-like. Gene Ontology annotation, cellular component: cytoplasm. The coding region runs from base 48 to 2033 and encodes 661 amino acids. NCBI's taxonomy places the organism in Eukaryota, Metazoa, Chordata, Aves, Passeriformes, Pipridae. Gene Ontology annotation, molecular function: protein-arginine deiminase activity; calcium ion binding. The transcript has 16 exons. The record is from RefSeq and is a predicted model, not a curated record.
UCGUGCCAGCCUGCGCAGCACCCGAGGGUGCUCCUGGGGCCGCCGCGAUGGCCCAGCAGCGCCGUGUCCAGCUGUCCGUCCAGCACCCCACCAGCACCGUGUGCGUGCUGGGCACGGAGCUCUCCCUGGAUAUCCGAUGCUCUGCUCCCAAGGACGCCGUGGCCUUCCACGUGCAGGGCUCGGCGGGGGUGAAGCUCUACGUGGUCCACGACUCCCAGAGCACCAAACUGCCCUCCAGCGUGUGCCGCUGGCCCCUGGACACCCACGAGGUGCAGGUGGCCAUGGACACCGUCAGCAAGGACGUGGGGGACGAGAAGGUCAGGAUCUCCUACUUCGGGGAGGACGGAGCCGUCCCCGUGGGCAGGGCGACGGUGUACCUCACCUGCGUGGAGGUCUCCCUGGACACCGACAUCAGCCGCAGCGGAGCCGUGAGCAGGACGCUGCUGGACAAGGACAAGUGGAAGUGGGGUCCGGACGGACACGGGGCCAUCCUGCUGGUCAACUGCGACCGCGACGAUCCCAAGGCCGAGACUCCGGAUAACCGGGACACGGAAAUCCGCUCCUACGACGACCUGAAGGACAUGUCCCAGAUGGUGCUGAGGACACGAGGGCCCCGCACCAUCUUUGCCACCCACCGGCUGCUCCUGCACGUGGAUUUCAGCGACGCCGACAAAGUCGGAGUUUUCUACGGCGGCAACAGUGUGGAGCUGGAGGAGUACAAACACGUGCUGGGGCGCUCCAAACUCUCCUACACCGUCAAACCCAGCCGGCACCAGGAGGAAAGUGUCUUCUACGUGGAGGGACUCGCUUUCCCUGACACCAGCUUCUCUGGCCGGGUGACUUUCCACGUCACGCUGCUGGAGAGCCCUGAGAAGGAUCUCCUGGAGACCCCCAUCUUCACCGACACCGUGGUUUUCCGCGUGGCCCCGUGGAUCAUGACCCCCAACACUCUGGCGCCGCUGGAGGUCUUUGUCUGCAGCACGGGUGACAAUGAGGGUUUUGUGGAGGCCGUGAGGGCCGUGGCUGAGAAGGCCCAGUGCCCGCUCACCGUGUGCCCGCUGGUCGAGAACCGCCAGGACCGCUGGAUCCAGGACGAGGUUGAGUUUGGCUACGUUCAAGCCCCUCACAAGACCUUCCCCGUUGUCUUCGACUCUCCCCGGGACAGGGAGCUGAAGGAUUUCCCCAUCAAGAGGAUCCUGGGCCCUGAUUUUGGCUACGUGGCCCGACAAGCUCCAGAGGGAACUACCAGCCUCGAUUCCUUUGGGAAUUUGGAGGUGAGCCCUCCCGUAAAGGUGCGGGGCAAGGAGUACCCCCUGGGCCGCAUCCUGGUCGGGAGCAGCUUCCCCAGGUACGGCGGCCGGCGGAUGGCGAGAGCUGUCAAGGAUUUCCUGGUUGCCCAGAAGGUGCAGGUGCCCGUGGAGCUGUACUCGGACUGGCUCGUUGUCGGCCACGUGGAUGAGUUCCUCAGCUUUGUCCCCGCUCCUGAUAGGAAGGGAUUCCGGCUGCUCCUGGCCAGUCCCAGCGCCUGCUACCAGCUCCUCAAGAAGAAGCAAGAGGAGGGAUAUGGAGAGGCUGUGAUGUUCCAGGGGCUGGAGGAGGUGCACAAGCCGACAAUAAAUGAGAUUCUGGCCGACGAAGGACUCCGGAAAUUCAAUUCUUACGCCCAGCGCUGCAUCAGCUGGAACAGGGAUGUGCUGAAGCGGGAGCUGGGCCUGGCCGAGCCGGACAUCGUGGACAUCCCGCAGCUCUUCCGCCAGAACGAGCUCUCCAGUGACGCCGAAGCCUUUUUCCCGGACAUGGUGAACAUGCUGGUGCUGGGCAGGCACCUGGGCAUCCCCAAGCCCUUCGGGCCCAUGGUGGGCGGGCAGUGCUGCCUGGAGCAGCGCGUGCGGGAGCUGCUCGAGCCCCUGGGCCUCACCUGCACCUUCAUCGACGACUAUUUCUCCUACCACGUCCGGCUCGGGGAGGUCCAUUGUGGCACCAACGUCCGCAGGAAGCCCUUCGCCUUCAAGUGGUGGAACAUGAAGCUCUGAAGUGGCUUCAGCACCAACUCUCCUCCUCCUCCUCAAAUCCCACCCUCACCCCUCCAAGUGCCUUCAGUGUUCAAAUUAAAACCAGGCCGUGGCUCCUUCA